Guyanagaster necrorhizus is the source of this 726-nucleotide messenger RNA. RefSeq lists its product as uncharacterized. The record is from RefSeq and is a predicted model, not a curated record. Lineage: Eukaryota; Fungi; Basidiomycota; Agaricomycetes; Agaricales; Physalacriaceae. Bases 87 to 494 code for a protein of 135 amino acids. The transcript is spliced from 2 exons.
AGCAUGCAGAUAUAAAAAUUUGGAGAAGAGAAGACUGUAUACGAGAGGAAUGUGGACACGUAAGGGUUUGUUAUUUCAUUCAAAAGAUGGGGCAUGUACGAAGGCCUGGAAGAUGGAUUCACGUGCUUCUGACGCAAUGUACGAUGGCAUCUUCAGAUGACGGUUCAGACAUACGACAGCGCAUUGGUUGGAUGGAUAAGCGGAAGGAGAGAGGUAGAGACCAACGGUGGUGGCGGGCGGUGACUGGGGCUGCGAACAAUGGGUUACCAACCCGACUGGAGACCCAAGCUUCUCGUAAUAAUUCGUAUCAGUCCGAGCCCGAUGUGUGCGUGUCGAUAGUAGAGGGCAAGGUCGUUGCGAUCUCACGGUUCAGAAACACGCAUUGGAAACUGUAUAGGCUUGCCAUCCUCACGCGCCGAAUCAAAUCUGGUGUACAUGCGCAACGAGUUUAUUAUGCUUCCAUGCCAGGUUGCUACCCCAAAACGAUGCAAUGAUAACGUACCCUAUCCUAAUCCAGAUGUAUAAAAAGGACCACCGCAUCGACUUCCUCUCUCCAGCAUCACAAUGUCUGCCCCAGAAACCGCUACCAAAUUCGCACCUACCCAAUCCUCUUCCGUCCUCGGCGGACAGAUCGUCGGCCGCACUGAGCGCCAGGCUGCACCUCCCGCAGCUUUGAAGCUUCGUCUUGACCUCAACCUUGAGGUGGAGAUUGCCAUCCAGGCCAAG